Molecule: messenger RNA, 1575 nt
Organism: Amborella trichopoda
Lineage: Eukaryota; Viridiplantae; Streptophyta; Magnoliopsida; Amborellales; Amborellaceae
Source: RefSeq, a predicted model, not a curated record
GCAUGAAUUACAUUUAUAGGAUAUGUUUGUACAUGAUCCCUCUGCAAAAGAACAGGGUGGACUCUCUGUUGGAGUUCCAGGUGAAAUUUUAGGUCUAUAUGAGGCUUGGAAGGCUUAUGGCAGGCUCCCAUGGUAUAGACUUGUGAAACCUGCAAUUGCAAUAGCAAGAUACGGAUACGAGAUAGAUCGUUUUCUAUAUUUUCAAAUGAAAAAUACAGAGGAGGCAAUACGCAAAGACGAGGGUUUAAGAGAGGUGUUCAUGGUGAAUGGGACACUGUUGAAGGUUGGAGAUAUAUGUCGUGAUAUUAAACUUGCAAAUACAUUGGAGAAGAUUGCAUUUUUCGGGGCGUCAGUGUUUUAUUACGGUCCCCUAGGGGCCGAUUUGAUUCAUGAUAUCCAAGAGAAAGGAGGGAUAAUCACAGUGGAAGACUUAAAAGGUUAUAAGAUUAGACACACGAAACCAAUUUCUGCAAAGGUCAUGAAUCACGAGAUUAUUACCAUGCCUGUGCCCGCUGGAGGUGUUGGGAUGAUAAUGGUUUUGAAUGUACUUGCUCAAUAUAGAAGUGCUCAAGCCCUUACCGGUCCCCUUGGACUCCACCGAAUGGUUGAAGCAAUGAAGCACAUGUUUUCAGCAAGAAUGAACCUGGGUGACCCAGACUUUGUGGAAAUUGAGGAUGUUGUCUCUAAAAUGCUCUCCCAAAGCUUUGCAAGAGAAAUAAAGGAUAGAAUAAACGAUAGCACAACUUUUGAUCCUAGCUACUAUCUUGAUAGGUGGAACCAAACCAAUGACCAUGGCACGAGUCACGUAAGCAUUGUUGAUAAGGAGAGAAAUGCAGUUGCCUUGACUACCACUAUUAACAAUAAUUUUGGAGCAUUGUUUCGGUCUGUAAAAACAGGCAUAGUACUCAACAAUCAGAUGCAUGACUUUUCCAUCCCUUCAAAUGAUAGCACCAUGCCUUCCCCUCCUGCAAACUACAUUGAGCCGAACAAAAGGCCAAUGUCCUCCACCAUGCCCACCAUUAUCCUCGAGAAUGGACAACUUAAGGGUGUGAUGGGUGCAAGUGGAGGAUUGAGAAUAGUUCCUGCAAAUAUACAAGUCUACUUGAACCAUUUCAUUCACCGAAUGGAUCCAUUCGAAUCGAUUCUGGCACCUCGACUCUACCAUGCACUUGUGCCCAACAUUUUGGAAUUUGAGAAGUGGGACACAGUGAGCGGCUAUCACAUUGAAGUACCCCUAGAGGAUAGGGCAGCCCUGGCAAAGAAGGGCCAUGUCCUACAAGCCUUAGCAUUUGGGGCCAAAUGCCAAUUUGUGGUUCACCACCUCCCCCGUUGGCCACAGGGAGAGACCGUUGUCAAAGCAAAACUCACUGGCGUAAGUGACCCUAGAAAGGAAGGUGAACCUGCUGGUUACUAAUAUGUGCCGCUGCUGCCACUCUCUCUCUCUCUCUCUUUUAUUUAAGCUGGAGGAUGUUGGUUCAUGUGUGCAUUCGUCAACGUGCUUUAAUGGCGACCCUUCUUGUUUCUCUCUCUAGAGUCCAUCUUUGGUAAUAAAGCCGAGUUUACAUUCUAAUGCCA